Messenger RNA from Lottia gigantea (owl limpet), 1530 nucleotides. RefSeq lists its product as hypothetical. The coding region runs from base 1 to 1530 and encodes 509 amino acids. The transcript is spliced from 3 exons. NCBI's taxonomy places the organism in Eukaryota, Metazoa, Mollusca, Gastropoda, Lottiidae. The record is from RefSeq and is a predicted model, not a curated record. Gene Ontology annotation, molecular function: structural molecule activity.
AUGAUUGUCGCUGAGGCUCCAAAAACUUAUUUCGGUUCAGGAGAUAUACAAAAAUCAUUGGGUUCUCUUCCUGGAUUUCCAUGGGCAAAAUAUCCCAGAGAAAAACAUCUUCCCGGUCAUAAUUACACCGGUCCAGGUACUAGGUUAGAUAUGCGAUUAGACGAAAACGAUAAACCCAAACCAGGGGAAGAACCUGUCAAUAGAGUUGACGCCGCUGCGCUUAAACACGACAUACUUUCCAGAAAUAAAGACAUAAAGUUUAGACACGAAGCAGACAAACAAAUGAUAAUCGAACUUGAAAAUAUUCCAAAUCCAACUUUCAAAGAGAGAAUGGAAAGAGCAUUAAUCAUUAAACUGUUAAAAGCAAAGAUGAAAUUAGCGUGGAUAAAUAAAGCGAAACCUUACUUCCUGGAUCAAAUCGGAGACACUCUUCAAGGUGAUUUAGAUAUGAACAAUUUUAGCAUAACUAAUUUAAAGUCUCCGGAAAACGAUAAUGAUGCCAUUCACAAGAAAUAUUUAAUGGAUCAAUUAAAUUUAAUUGGAGUAGAUAAAGAACGUUUAAAAGAAAGAAUAAAUGAUGUGAAAAGAUUCUUCAAACGACAAAUAAAUAAUAAAGAUUUUAUUGAUGAUACUAAACUGCAACAAGAGGUACAAGGAUUAAUAAGUUUUAUUCAAAAAGAAUUGGUCAACGUAGUGAACAAAACUGAGUUACAAAAUUUAAUUUCAUUAAUAUCUAAAUUAGAGGAUAAGAUUGCAAAACAAAAAUUAGACAUUCAACAAUUGAUAGAUAACAUUCCAGAUGAAAAUACGUUUCAACAGGAAUUAAAUGCUCUGGAAACUAAACUUAACAGUGAAUUACAAAAAGAACUAACAAAUAUUAAAAAACAAAUACAAAACAUAGAUAUUGUUAUUCAACAACAAAUACAAAACAUAGAUGAUAGCGAAAUCAGAACCUAUAUUCAUCAACAAAUACAGAACAUUGAUGAUAGUGUUAUUCAACAACAGAUAAUCACUAUUAAUAACCUAGUUUUAAAACAGGACAAAAAUAUACUCGCAUUAGAAAAAACAAAUAUCAGACUAUAUUCUGUUCGAGAUUAUACUAUUCUAAAAAUUUUUGAUGAUGAUAAUGAUGAUUAUCCUCCAAUAGAAUUUACUUUCCGAGGAAAACUUAUAAUUGAAAUUACUUUCCCUUUUCAGGUAAAAGUUGAUUCAUUAUUCUUCAGACAAGAUACAACAAUAUCUAAUAAAAAAUUUAACGCUCGUAAAGUUCUUCAGUUUAUCAAUGGUACAAAAAAUGUAGAAACUAAAGAAUUAGAAAUUAACGACGAAAACACCAAGGUUAAUCACUUAUAUGAAAUUAAAACCAGUGGAAAAUAUAUAAAUAGGUUUAGAAUGUUAAUCAUACCAGAUAAAGAAGAAGAUGAAUUUAUAUUGAGUGAUUUUGAUAUGAUAUUGGAGACGGAAACUCCACCAUCAAUGAAUAUUAUUAGAAAUCCAGAACCAGAAAAAAAAAGAUAUAAGCGGUUAUGA